AUGUCAGGAAACAUUGGUCUACAAGUCAGACAGGCGGUUCCAAACUUGGACCCAAUUGUUGCAAACUAUACUGUUGGAUAUAUUCAGCAUUUGAACGGAUCUACAGAGGAUGCUGUUAUCGCACAACAGCUGGAUAUAGCCCAAGAACUGUCGUUUGUUCAUGAUUUGUUAGUAAGUAGUGGAGGAGACAAGGAGAAAAUAUCUGCCUUCACAAACAAGAUACAAGAAGAGUUUGAGACAAAAUUGAAAGAGAAUAUGAAAAAGCUCUCGCUUACAGGCGACACUUCUAAGAGACUAUUAGACAUCAGCCUGGUAAAGAAUCAACAACGUGAUAUUAAUUCGUCUUUAGCUCUGCUGCAAAGCACAAAGGAUAUAGCACAUGGGGGCCGUGUGUUGGCAACUAAGGUUGAUAAGAAGAAGCUCAUAAAAGCUGAGGCCAAAAUUGCCAAGAAGGUUGCCAAACGUGCCAAUAAGUUUGUAAAAUAUGAAGCCUCCAAACUCAUUAAUGAGCAAUCCCAAGAGGACUACGACUCAUUUUUCCUCAAAAUCAACCCAAUUGAUUUUGGUUCUGCCGCUGGAAAAUCAAAGGAUAUCAAGCUUGAUGCGUUCGAUUUAUAUGUUGGUGACGGAAAGAGAAUUUUGAGCGAUGCCUCGCUGACUUUGGCGUACGGUCGGAGAUAUGGUCUAAUUGGUCAAAACGGUAUUGGAAAGUCCACUCUCUUGCGUGCUCUUUCCAGGAGAGAAUUAGACAUUCCUAAGCAUGUAACUAUUCUUCAUGUCGAGCAGGAGAUAAUAGGUGAUGACACCCCUGCUUUGCAAUCAGUUUUGGAUGCUGAUGUUUGGAGAAAGCAAUUAUUGCAUGAAGAAGCAGGUAUUACUGAGAGAAUAGAUGAGAUUGAAAAACUAAGAUCACAAUUUGAUGAGGACUCUCUGGAGGUCAAAAAACUAGAUAAUGAAGAUUCGGAUUUGCAGAAUCGUAUUCUGGAAGUUCACUCGAAACUUUCUGAAAUGGAAUCGGAUAAGGCUGAGGGUAGAGCUGCUGCUAUUUUAUUUGGUCUGGGUUUUUCCAAAGAGUCCCAACUGCAGCCUACGAAAUCAUUUUCCGGUGGUUGGAGAAUGCGUCUUUCUUUAGCAAGAGCCCUGUUUUGUAAGCCAGAUUUGUUAUUACUAGAUGAACCUUCUAAUAUGUUGGAUGUGCCAUCCAUCACUUAUCUUGCAAAUUACUUGCAAACCUAUCCAGCUACGGUUCUUAUUGUGUCCCACGAUAGGGCGUUUUUGAACGAAGUUGCCACUGACAUCAUCCAUCAACAUUCUGAAAGGUUAGAUUAUUAUUCCGGUAAUUUUGAUGCAUUUUAUAAUACAAGAGAGGAACGUUUAAAGAAUCAAAGGAGGGAAUAUGAAAAACAAAUGGAAUAUAGAAAACAUCUUCAGACCUUUAUCGAUAAAUUUCGUUACAAUGCUGCAAAAUCUUCGGAGGCUCAAUCCAGAAUCAAGAAGCUAGAAAAGUUGCCAAUCUUGGAGGCGCCAGAGGAAGAAAAGGUUAUUACCUUCAAAUUUCCGGAUCCUGAAAAGCUUUCUCCACCAAUCUUGCAGUUGCAGGACGUUUCGUUUGGAUAUGAUCCUAAACUAAUGCUUUUAUCUCAUGUUGAUUUAGAUGUUCAAAUGGACUCUAGAAUCGCACUUGUUGGUGCCAAUGGUUGUGGUAAGACCACAUUGUUGAAGCUGCUGAUGGGUGAUCUUACUCCACUGGAUGGGUUUAUUUCCAAGAACGGCCGACUCCGUAUUGGAUAUUUUGCGCAGCAUCACGUUGAUUCCAUGGAUCUUACAUUAGAUGCUGUUACUUGGAUGGCCAAAAAGUUUCCAGGUAAGAACGAUGAAGAAUACAGAAGGCAUUUGGGAUCUUUCGGAAUCACUGGUAGUUUAGCAAUCCAAAAGAUGCAGCUGUUAUCUGGAGGACAAAAAUCAAGAGUUGCAUUUGCUGCUUUGUGCCUCUCCAACCCUCACAUUUUAAUUCUUGAUGAGCCUUCUAACCAUUUGGAUACUGCUGGUUUGGAUGCAUUGUCAGAAGCACUACAUAGAUUCAAAGGGGGAGUGUUAAUGGUUUCGCAUGAUGUAGCCAGCAUUGAUCGAAUCUGUAAUGAAAUUUGGGUUAGUGAGGAUGGUACUGUGAAGAGAUUUGAAGGUAACAUUUAUGACUACAAGGACUACAUCAUGUCGAAGGCCAAUGCCUCAGGAGUUGUCAAACUACAUUAG
Molecule: messenger RNA, 2253 nt
Organism: Komagataella phaffii GS115
Lineage: Eukaryota; Fungi; Ascomycota; Pichiomycetes; Pichiales; Pichiaceae
Product: Positive regulator of the Gcn2p kinase activity, forms a complex with Gcn1p
Exons: 1
Coding region: 1-2253 (750 amino acids)
Molecular function (GO): ATP hydrolysis activity; ATP binding
Source: RefSeq, a predicted model, not a curated record